Nymphalis io (European peacock) is the source of this 1706-nucleotide messenger RNA. RefSeq names its product activating signal cointegrator 1. Gene Ontology annotation, cellular component: nucleus. Gene Ontology annotation, biological process: positive regulation of DNA-templated transcription. The transcript is spliced from 12 exons. Gene Ontology annotation, molecular function: transcription coactivator activity; zinc ion binding. The record is from RefSeq and is a predicted model, not a curated record. Bases 108 to 1652 code for a protein of 514 amino acids. Lineage: Eukaryota; Metazoa; Arthropoda; Insecta; Lepidoptera; Nymphalidae.
UACAUUCUUAUCACGUAGAAAUAUUAGGCAAAACUUUGUACUCUUGUACCGUUGUCGUGGAAAAUACUUAAUUUAAAAAUUGUUACAAAUUACUGCGAAACUUUAAAAUGGAUCAGUGGCUUAGUGAGGGUUUAUCAAAAAUAUUAGAUUUUGAAGUUCCUGAAGAUCUUAUAAAAUACAUACUUUCAAUAGAAAAUGAAAAUGAUUUGAAUGAAUAUCUCAAAACUUUAUUAAACUUCGAAAACUCUCAACAUAAGAACUUUUACUUAGAGUUGAUCAAAAAGAAAUUUCCUUCGAAAGGUAGCACUCAAACGAAGCAACAGAAGAAAAAAAUAGCUAAAAAUAAACAGCAGCAAGAUUUUGUGAGCACAGAAGCAAAUUCACAAAGCCAAGUUGAAACAGAUGCCAAAUCUAAAAAGAAAACUAAGUUUGUCAACUUAUACUCACAAGAAGGCAAAAAUGCUCAAGUCGUUCUUUUAAAAGGUCGACACCGUUGUGACUGUCAAGCAUCAAAGCAUGAACUAAUCAAUAACUGUUUGCAAUGCGGUCGUGUUGUUUGCAAACAAGAAGGUUCAGGACCAUGCUUGUUUUGUGGGAACUUGGUAUGUACACCGGAGGAGCAAAGGGAAAUUAAUGCAAAGACUAAGUCCAGUGCCAAGUUGAUUGAGACUCUUAUGGACAGGAGUCGCCCCAAAGGUUGGGAGGCAGCUGUCUCGCAUAGAAAUAAGCUGCUCGAGUAUGAUAGGACCAGCGAGCGGCGCACUCGCGUGACGGACGACGACAGUGACUACUUCAGCGCCAACAGCGUGUGGCUGAACGCGGCCGAGCGCGACGGCCUGCAGCGCUACCAGGCCGAGCUGCACGACAGGAAGCACGCCUCGAGGCUCCAGAAGAAGAUGACCUUCGACUUUGCGGGACGUCAAAUUGUGGAGGAUAAGACAAUAGAACAUGAAGUGGACGAGGAUCAUAUCCGUAAUAUAUCGAGCAGCAGCGCGCCCAGCAUUCAAAUGCUGCGACCAGAUAUGUUGGCCGAUUCGUUCGACCGAGACGUCGCUCCCGGUGUUAACGCGCCCGUACUACAGUUCGAUCAAUCAGUAGAGUAUCAAAGCUACUCGUCUGCUGCGAAAUCGAGCUGGUCCCAGUCUUCCCGUAUACAAGAUCUUGAGCUGCAGGAGAUGAGCGACACGGGCAAGUGUCUUUCGAUGCACCAACCCUGGGCCUCCUUGCUCGUCGAGGGAAUUAAAUUACACGAAGGCCGCACGUGGUACACGAGUCACCGCGGCCGCCUGUGGGUGGCGUCCACGGCCAGGGCGCCCGAGCCGAGCGAGGUGCGCGCCGUGGAGGAGCAGCACCGCGUCCUUCACCCCGAUAAACAGUUCAAGUUUCCCUCUUUCUAUCCAACGGGUUGUCUUCUAGGCUGUGUCAAUGUGGACGAUUGUUUGCCCCAAGAAGAAUAUUCUAAAAAAUAUCCGGAUGGCGAAAGUGACAGUCCUUACGUGUUUAUUUGUUCCAAUCCAGUCAGUUUGAGGCUUCGGUUCCCCGUGAAGGGACAGCAUAAGAUUUAUACUUUAGACAAAACAAUUCAUCAAGCAGCAGUGAAAUGCAUUCAGAAAAUGGCGAAGAUGCAAGCCGAAGAGGCUUAUGCAGGCUGAGUUACGAUAUAUAUUAAUUUAUUUCCAUGUAUAAGAUAAAUAAAACAAUUAUUA